This is a messenger RNA of Pelagomonas calceolata, 2676 nucleotides long. Lineage: Eukaryota; Pelagophyceae; Pelagomonadales; Pelagomonadaceae. The record is from the annotation of a GenBank genome assembly.
ACAAGCUCCACUUGGAGCCAAGCUCUCCGACGCCUCGCUGGACACACGCAACAGAACGCUGCCUCGCGCAACGCCUACGCACGCCGACAGUCGGUCUCCAACUGUGCUGGAACGGUGGAGCGAGUUCGGUACGCCUAGGCCUCGGAGAGCCACUGCCAGCCGGAGAGCAGGCUGGAUACGCGCGGCCGCUGCCCGGAAAAAGCCUACCGUCAACACUUGGAUACGCGCUGCCCGCUGCCCGGAAGAAAAAAUGGCACACUUUCAAUCGGGUCAGAUGUUCGGCGCCCACGCCCGCGACGAGAUGGACAAGGCGGAGAAGUUCGUAGACCGAUACGCCCAAUUCUUAACGCCGGCGAACGCGGAGAUCUCGUGGUUCGGCAAAAACAUGCUGCUGAGGUACUACCGGACUAAGCAGCUGGGCCCGCUCGAGGUGUGCGCCCUGGCGCUGGCCGUGGCGCCGGACGCGCGCGAAGGCAGCGCGGUGCUGGCAGCGAUGGUGGCGCCGGACGCGCCCGUUGCCUACGUCGUCGACGCGGUCCGAGAGCUCUGGCUCAAGCCGAAGCAAAACGAAAUGGCGGCGGGUACGACCGCCUACGCAUACCCCGAAAGCAACCCCGCGGCGGGCCAGCGCGUCCAUAUGGCGCAGGGCGGCACCUAUACUGUGAUCAAACCUGAGACGAUGCUGGGGCAGUACCGCUUCUUCUCGAAGCUCGGACGGAUGCCGCGAGAAGAAUGGCCGAAGACGCCGGAAGCGCGCGAGGCGCUGUACGCAUCAACGCAAUCGGAUUUGCUCGGCGUCGUCCCGGGCGACGUUGACGGACCCACGGAUGACGACAUCACUGCGGCGAGCCGAAAACGCGGGCGUGCCGCAUCGGAAUUAGCGCCGCUACUCGUCCCGCUCAGCGGCGCGUGCCGGCCGCUGGCGCUGCGGCGGUCGCAUUUCGCGCGGGCGGAGGAGCUGGCGCUCGCGGUCGCGACGCUUGGGAGCGACCCGUCGGCGUCGGGGGUCAUCCGCAACCAGCCCGGCAUCAACCGCCCGCGCUUCGAGACCUGCACACAGACUGGAUACCUCGGUCUCCCGUGGGCCCACGAGGAGCCGUCGAAGCUCAGCGAGCUUCGCAAGGCGAUCGAGAGCGCCGGGCUGUCGACGCGCGGCUUCGCGGAGAAGUCCGAGUUCCGGAGCGCGGCGCGGCGCGUCGACAAAUUUACCGUCGCCGAUUGGCGCGUCGAGACGGAGGAAGGCCGCCGCGAGGUGCUGGACGAGGUCUUCGCGAUGUUCCGCGCGGGAGAUUUCGAGCGCUUCAAGGAGGCGCGGCGCGCCGAGGUCUGGGACGCGCUGCUGCGGCCCGACAAUCAGCUCGGGGGCGUUAAGUUCGAGGGCGGUCGGGCCGAGGAUUUGCUGGUUCUCGCCGCCGCGGCCGAGCUCGACGUGGGGCUCGGAUGGGAGGACGGCGCGGUUCUGCAGGCGGCGAAGAUGCGCGCGAGCGAAAAAUUGGCUGCCGACGGUAAAUACUGGGGUAAGGAGCUGGCGCUCGUCGCCGCGGCGCACGCCCACGAGAAGUGCACGGAGGCCCUCGACCGCAUCCCGCGCCCGACGCGACUGGCACUUCUGCAAUGGUGCCUGGCGCCCGCGCUGCGCGAUAUUGUGAGGCUUCGCAAUACGUGUUGUUUGGCGGAUGACGGGGGGCUGGACUUCUCGGGCUUCGCGCGGGCGCACCAGCUCGCCUUGCGCGUCUUCCUGUGCGUCGCGGCGCUCGGUCGAAUCGAUUGGGAGGCUGCUGGCGACGAACAAAUCACGGCAGCCGUCUCGUUGCUCCACUACAAUCGAGAAGCCGUCGGCGGCGGCGACGACCACGAGGUCGUGGAAAUUCCCGGAGCGACGUCGUGGCCCAUCGACGCGUGGUGGUCCCCGACGACGCCGCGCCAUCGCAUGGGCGCGUACGUGACUCCCGUCGGCGCGGAGGUGCUGCGAGAGGAUUUACCGCCGGCAUUAAUUCUCCAGCUCACGAUGGAGAUCGCGUCGGUGGCCGCGGUCGCGGAGAUCGCGCUGACGGCCGUCGUGCUUCGCGAGGUCGCGGAGGUGGCGCAUCCGGGAGAGUUUUGGACGAAGCGCCUGAUAGCGGGGAGCACGAACGGCAUCGAGAACCGUCCGUUCCCGACCUUCGCGGAGCGGCUCGACCGGCUCAUCUUGGAGCGGGCGCUCGAUGGCUUCUUAGUGUCGAAGGUGGCGACGGCGGACGGCGUACUAUCGAUGCGCUUUGUCUGGUCCGGCUGUCCGCUCAACGAGAUGGAACCGCAGCCCCUCGAGAUGCCGGACGGCGUCCCCGAGGACCACAAGCGACGCUUCGUCCGGGACGCGGCGCGCUUUUUCGCGUCGAAUUGCGCCGUGACGAUUCGCAAGGCUCGCGAAGCGGGCUGUGCCGACUGUCCGGCCGUCGAGAGCGUCUCCAUCGUCUACUCGGGCGUCGGGCAGCUAUUCCGCGGCGUCGCACCCGUCGCGACGGCCCUCGUCAUCGACAUGAUGGGGGAAGAGGCCAUUCAGAAGGCGGUUCUUAGCGAGGAUCCGGCGUUUUAUAGGGGUCUGGACUCGCUCGGCAUCUGCGUUUUCGACAUGAACGCGGACGACGACGCGGCCACCGCGGGGCCCGAUGCGGGUUCGUAAGAGUAGUUCGUGAG